CUUACUACGUAAUCUAUCUAUGCAUGCAUCAUUCAAUCUGUAAACACGUGUUUUCUUAAAAAGACAGACACCGAAACUGCCCUCCCAAUUUUUUAAAGAGACAGUUUAUUCCUUGUUUGAUAGUGUGCUAAAAAAAUGGGUAAAGCCAAGAAAAUCAAGGUUUCCAAAGGCGGAACUAAAGAGCCGAAAAUAGGUUUGGCAGAACAAAUAGAAUUUGAUAAGUCUGUGAAGUCUACAAUCAGGCAAAAGAUCAGGCAUCGGGCUGACGAUGAAGAAUACGUAGCUCCUACUCUGGCAAAGAAGAUCUUAUCGCAAGCCAGGCAGCAGCAGCUAGAGAUUGAAGAAGAGAUUGGUCUGAGUAAUCCUAAAGGCACCGAGAAGCCGACUGUAAAACUUGGCUCUGAGUUGAGCGAUGUCGAGGAUCAAUCUAGCGAUGAUGAAGAAUCAUUGGAUAAUGUACACUAUUACGAGAACAUCGAAAUCAAUGAAGAAGAUGAACGCGCGUUACAGAUGUUCAUGUCCAGAGAUCCGAUACCUACGAGAACGCUGGCCGACAUAAUAAUGGAAAAAUUGACGGAGAAAAGGACCGAAAUCGAGACGCAAUUUUCUGAUGCUGGGACUAUUCAGCUGCAAGACUUGGAUCCACGAGUAAAGGCGAUGUAUGAGGGUGUCAGAGACGUUUUAGCAAAAUAUCGUAGCGGCAAACUACCAAAGGCUUUCAAAAUCGUGCCUAGUUUAAAGAAUUGGGAACAGAUACUAUACAUUAUGGAUCCACCAAAAUGGUCUGCCGCUGCCAUGUAUCAAGCAACAAGGAUAUUUGCUUCAAAUUUAAAGGAAAAGAUGGCCCAGAGGUUUUACAACCUGGUUCUGUUACCGCGCAUUAGGGAUGAUCUGGCGGAAUACAAAAGACUGAAUUUCCACUUAUACCAGGCGUUAAGGAAAGCAUUAUUCAAACCAGCCGGUUUCAUGAAGGGAAUCCUGCUACCGCUCUUAGAAUCCGGCACGUGUACGCUCAGAGAGAGCGUCAUCAUCGGAUCAGUAAUCGCGAAGAAUUCAAUACCAAUUUUACACUCCUCCGCAGCUAUACUGAAAAUCGCGGAGAUGGAUUACACAGGUGCAAACAGCAUUUUCCUCAGGAUAUUCUUGGAUAAAAAAUACGCACUUCCAUACAGAGUAGUGGAUGGAGUGGUGUUUCAUUUUCUUAGGUUUGAAAGAGACACCAGGGAAUUACCAGUGUUAUGGCAUCAAGCACUCUUAACUUUUGUGCAACGAUAUAAAAGCGAUAUCAGUUCUGAGCAAAAGGAAGCUUUACUAGGACUACUGAGGAAACAGUCACACUAUUCAAUCACUCCCGAAAUCAGGAGAGAAUUGCAACACGCAAAAUGCAGAGAUGUAGAAAUGACAGAACCCAAACCAGCACCAAUAUUAUAGAUACUUAAUACAAUAUAUGUAUAUAUCAAAAUAUCUCUAAGUACUAUUGUAUAAUUAUUACCAAAAAAAAAAUUUAGAUUAAAAUUUAUUAUCAAUGUAUUAUCUUGGAAAACUGGGUAAUAUACAUCCAAAUAGUACAAA
Molecule: messenger RNA, 1572 nt
Organism: Cataglyphis hispanica
Lineage: Eukaryota; Metazoa; Arthropoda; Insecta; Hymenoptera; Formicidae
Gene: bys
Product: bystin
Exons: 3
Coding region: 136-1431 (431 amino acids)
Biological process (GO): rRNA processing
Cellular component (GO): cytoplasm; nucleolus; preribosome, small subunit precursor
Molecular function (GO): snoRNA binding
Source: RefSeq, a predicted model, not a curated record